Oppiella nova is the source of this 841-nucleotide messenger RNA. NCBI's taxonomy places the organism in Eukaryota, Metazoa, Arthropoda, Arachnida, Sarcoptiformes, Oppiidae. The record is from the annotation of a GenBank genome assembly.
UGAAUGCGUGACAAAUGAACACAAAUGUAAACAUUGAGUGAAAUGUGUUUACAAUUGAAUUAAAUUUCAUUUUGAAUACAAUUUACAAUACAAUCAAUCGAUUGAAUAGUUUGCGAAGUCGUGUGAAAUGUCUUUCAUUAGGUUGUGCUCAACGAGACUCACGACUGGUUUGAAUGGCUCGAGAAGUGUGAAUCCGAUGCUGAGAGUGCAGCCAUUGGUGAAGACCUCGAGGGCGACGAUGAUAGGCAUCGACCAAAUGGAUCCGCAAAUCAUAAAAGACAAGCCCAAGCCGUGGCCGUACAAAACGAAACGGCACUUCCAGUACUUCCACUACCUGCUAGACCUGGACAACACGGCCGCCCGGUUUGACCCAAACAGUAAGAUAGUGGUGAUUGAGGGCAACAAGGCUUCCGGCAAAGAAGUGGUGGCCCAGGCGUUGGCCAAACACUUCGGCCUCCACUACAUGCCUGAACCAGAUCUGGAGGACAUGUAUAUCAAUCACAACGGCUUCGACUACCGGUCUCUCAACAAAUGGAUCGACCCUAAGGUCCAGGCGGUCGACGAACGCAUGUAUUUAGAGGAUCCGCACCACAGAGGCGUCCAUUGGAUGAAAAUGUUUUUCUAUAAGAAACGCUACGAACAGUACAUCGACGCCUUGGCCCACCUCUACAACACCGGACAGGGAGUCAUAUUAGAGAGAAGUCCUUACAGUGACUUUGUCUUCACCGAAGCCAUGAAUAAAAGCGGAUAUUUUAGCGAUAAUGCGACGGACUAUUACUACCGCGUAAGACACGCCACUAUCUAUGACCUGCAAAGACCUCAUCUCGUCAUCUAUUUGGAU